UAUAAUUACCUCAGAUUGCUUUGCCUUGCUUAUCAUUUUUAAUCUAUUUUCGUUUUUCCUGCAAAUCUUGCUUCAAAAUUUAUAGUUUUCUUAAAAAUGUCUAAGGGCACAGGACCAUUGUCUAAGCUGUACAAUAUUAUCAUCGGUACUGUUGAUAAAUUUGUUCCAACCGCAGUUCAACCACUUUGGCAAUCUCCAGCAGGACCCCGCACUGUGUUUUUUUGGGCUCCAUUUUUUAAAUGGACAUUAGUGCUGGCUGGACUGAGCGAUACGCUAAAUCGCCCUGCUGCCAAUAUAUCGCUAAAUCAGUGCGCCACUUUGGCGCUCACGGGCUUGAUUUGGGCUCGGUAUUCAGUGGUUAUAACACCAAGGAACUACAAUCUUGUGGCCGUCAACAUGGCCGUCUUUGUCAUACAAGGUUAUCUAGUGGCCAAGCACCUGAGAUGGCGCAGCGAGAAUUCUCGGAAUGCGGUGUUCAAUCAUUCGAACUACCCAAUCAAAUCGGAGGAUGAUUGGUAGUAAGAAAACAAUUUAUUGAAAGUUGCUUGAAAGUUGGAAGUAACCCAAAUGCAAAGUGUCUGGGAACAUUUUACUUUAAUUCUUGAGAGCCAAUGUAGUUAAUUAAAUAAGAAAAGGCCAUUUAAGUUUCAAUAAAGACCAUUCUGUGCCAAUAAA
Molecule: messenger RNA, 675 nt
Organism: Drosophila yakuba
Lineage: Eukaryota; Metazoa; Arthropoda; Insecta; Diptera; Drosophilidae
Product: mitochondrial pyruvate carrier 2
Exons: 3
Coding region: 97-519 (140 amino acids)
Biological process (GO): pyruvate import into mitochondria
Cellular component (GO): mitochondrial inner membrane
Molecular function (GO): pyruvate transmembrane transporter activity
Source: RefSeq, a predicted model, not a curated record